AAUCGCAUUCGUGCUGCGCGCUAUCGCAAAUUAUAACUCUACACUUUUCGACACGCAAAAUCGAAUAAAUCAAAGUGAAUUCUGUACACUAGCUGUUGCUGGGUUGGUUGGAAUGAGAAUCUUCAGGGAAAAUUCACCCACUAUUUAUUCUUCACUGUAGACUAGUUGUAUUAAAUUGUCAUGUAGAAUGUCAUUGUUGUCAUGUAAACAGUUUGAGAAGCGCUGGAGCGCGGGCGUGACAUCCUGUCACGCCCUAUAAAAGCUGGCGUUCAGGACGAUCGCAGCAUUCAGGCAACAGGUGGUGCUCCCGAAGCAGGAACCAUGCAGUCCACAACGCGGUACGCCCUGUCAAUAAUCCUGUUGUCAUCAGUCGUCUCGAGCUCAUACCACAGCAGCGCCAAACUGCGUCGUGACGGAGUUCUGAACCUUUACCCGUUUCCGAGGGUGGGCCGCGCCGGCAGCCGCACUUGGCAGAUUAACGAUCCUACAGCAAACAAACGACAGCUCUACGCUUUUCCACGCGUCGGUCGAAGCGAACAAAGUCAUCCAGACUACCAAAUGUCACCGCAACUUGAAGAAUUGCUCUUCGGAAGACGGAACCCUUUUGUGAAGAGACAGACCUUUGAGCAGAUGGAGGGCAAGGAUACUUCGGGAAUGUGGUUUGGGCCGAGACUGGGCAGAUCUUUUAGGAGUGAAGAUGAUGAUACUUCUGAAGCUGACGUCGUUAAGAGUGAACCGGAGCAAUUGGAAAACACGAAUAUGGAUCGCGAAAAACGACAAACGAAACACACGUAAUUAGAUACAACGUCACCCCCUUUCCCUUCCAUCCGACUGAAAAACUACCUUCCAUGUUCACAGCUUUAUAUGUACCUACUUACGUACCUACCCAUCUAUGACGUAUCUGCUCUAUGCCUUUCAAUUUUGACUCAAAAAUUACAAUAACUUAAUUAAAUUUUUAUCUAUUGCGUAGUAACCAUAUUAAAUUAUCUUUAUGAACCUACCAAUGUUCAAUUCAUAUUUAAAUAUGCAUAAAGAUUUUACAGCGACCCUUUGACAUAAAUACCUAUUUAUCUAAUUAAGUCUGUUCUUACACAUACAGCGGAAUUUACAUUAAAAAAUUAGUGGCACGUAAUUAGUUUCACGACAAUCAAUUGCACGUGUAAACUGUAAACGUGCAAUUGAUAAUGAAAAUGUAAAUUCCGCUUAAAAGUUACACGUAAUUUAUGUUCAACAGUUACACUCGCCCUAACUAUAAAAAUUCGAAUAAAAGUCAAUUUUGUA
Molecule: messenger RNA, 1281 nt
Organism: Maniola jurtina (meadow brown)
Lineage: Eukaryota; Metazoa; Arthropoda; Insecta; Lepidoptera; Nymphalidae
Gene: CAPA
Product: CAPA peptides
Exons: 6
Coding region: 322-795 (157 amino acids)
Biological process (GO): neuropeptide signaling pathway
Molecular function (GO): neuropeptide hormone activity
Source: RefSeq, a predicted model, not a curated record